Molecule: messenger RNA, 2829 nt
Organism: Corticium candelabrum
Lineage: Eukaryota; Metazoa; Porifera; Homoscleromorpha; Homosclerophorida; Plakinidae
Exons: 11
Coding region: 1-1956 (651 amino acids)
Biological process (GO): nucleoside metabolic process
Cellular component (GO): cytosol
Molecular function (GO): adenosylhomocysteine nucleosidase activity; methylthioadenosine nucleosidase activity
Source: RefSeq, a predicted model, not a curated record
AUGGCUGUUCGUGAGCAUUUUCAUAUUCUUAUCUUUUGCGCUCUCGAGUCCGAGUUCCGGGCGGCGUGUAGAGUUCUGGAGAACGGAACGAAUAGUAGUUUUCAACACGCACACAUGUGUGCUAUUAGUGGGCUACUAGUAUGUCGGGGUUGGAAUGGUACAGUUCUAACCGUCGCCAUGAUUUCACAGACGGAGCCUGGUGAGACAACGUGCUGUGGACGGCUAACAGAGCUGCAGAGGUAUUUCAGUGUCGACCUGGCGGUCAUGACCGGCAGCUGCGCGGGUGUUCUGGAUGUGGAGCUGGGGAUGGAGUACGGGUGUGUUGUUGUAGCAGAACGCACGGUGAUGGAGGAAGGAAUAGAAACCCCGGAUGGAAAAUUUCUUGCUCAUGGAAAUCCGGCAAAACUAGAUGAAAAUCUUAGUGUACUCAUUAAAUCCUCAUUAGGGAAGUUGGACGGCAGUAGGGACUGGCUGGAUGUUAUACCUCAUGAGGCACGGCUUGCUAGUCCUCAAUAUGCACAAGAAAUCAUCGUUAAUGAAGUUUUUAAGAGCAAAACUGGAUUAAAAAAGAAGGACUUAUUUGCAAUACUUGAAGGUAAAGACGGUGUGGCGAAUAUUAGUUGCAGAACUUGGGAUACCAUUUUGACACAAGUGGCAGACGUAGCAGGAUUGGUGAGUAUCUCAUGUGGAAUAGUCAGCUGCACGGAGGAGGCGACGGCAUACAAAAGAGAUGCAUACGAAUUUCCUCGGCGAGACGAAAUCAAAGUUGUCGUGGACUCGAUCGGUAGCGUCAGAACCCUAACAAAGCCACUGCCCAACACGAUAGCAACAUAUCGGAAACGGAUGGCAAACUGGAGAAUAAGAGGAAUCGACAUGGAGGCACAUCAGUUCAUGACUCGCAGCAAGGCCGCCUUUCCCGAUUGCCUACCUCUGGUCAUGAAAGGAAUCUCCGACUACGGAGAUAGGCUACAACACAGCUAUUACCAGGAGUAUGCAGCAUCGACACCGAUUGCAUUCCUUCGACAUCUACUCACACGGCAACCUUUUCUUGAAUUUCUAUCUAGACGGUUUCGUUGGGAGCAGAAUACAACAAGAGACCAAGAUAAGCAACUGAGUCAAGCCAGUCGUCUCUCGAAAUCUCAAAGUGACACACCACUACUUGCAUUUGGUGAAUCUGAUUCACAAGAGAUGGAACGAGUGAAGCCGAUUGCAACACUGGAGACAACUGUUGGUCGUAAAGGCGGACGCUACAGCUCAGGCAGCUUGUCUGUUUUUGUUCCUGAUGGUGCUGUUAGUGAACCAGUCAACAUAAAAAUUCAUUUGUAUGUUGACGAAAGACUAAUGCCACCAUCUACUAAAGCCAAUGAUGGAUACAUUCUAAGUCCUCUGUAUGCCUUUGAACCUCAUGGAUUAACAUUUUCCAAACACGUGCGAGUGUAUUUUCCUCCUCCAGUGGAUUCUAAAGGAUGGCAUUUGUCACUGAUGAGAGCUACGUGUGAUACUUCCACUUCGUCUCAAUUGUGGGAGCCACAAGCCGUAUUGACAUACAACUCUGAUUUGGACAGAUUGAAUGUGGAGGACCCAGACUGUAGGUAUGACCUUACCAGUGGGACUUUGAGUGUAAAACACUUCUGUUGGCACUGGUGGGUGGGAAAGCCUGUUGAUUUAUUUCUGGCUACAAAAACUAUCAUGUUUUUUGUGGUUGGUUACGGGCAAAGACCUUCAUCAAAUAUUUGGAAUCUCACUAUCCAUUGCCAUGAUAAUUGUCACGAGGUUAUUGAGAAAAUGAAACGCAAUGAGAGUAGUCUAUAUCCAAGACGUUAUUUCUUGUGUUCAAAUAAAGAAAUGAAAAUGAAAUUUGAAGGCAACAUUGAGUUUAGUAUCACACGUGGUGCUUGGAAGGCUACUUCACAGCUACAGUUUGGACAAGGAAUUUCAAUUCACUGUGGAGUUUGACAAUGAGCAUCGUUCAAACGAGUGUAUUGUGGAUGUCACACAAGGCGAUAAAAGAAUCUCUCUAGUAAUGUCUCCUCCUCUUGUCCAGGACAUCCAUCAUGACAGACUAUUAGAGACAGAUGAUUCAGCGGCACGUCCAUCUGUGCUCACAGUAUGAGGAAGCAUUGACCAUGACAACUAGUGGCUCAGUGGUUGUGCAUAAAAGUAAACCUAGUGAGUGCAACAUUAACAACUAUAACCCUCACAUAAUGCUAGCUUGGCAAGCUUCUUACAUAAUGAAAAUUGAUCAUGCUAUGGGAGAGCUGCUUAAACGUGUUGCUACUGCAACUAGAACUGAGGAGCUAAAGCUCAAAUGAAAAGAAAUGGUUCUGCAUUUCUGGACCAUAGGGAGAUCCGCUGCCAGCUGUUCGUGUUAAGCCCAGUGGGACGUUGACACGAGUAAAAUUCUAAGAGGAAGUCACUAAGGUCAUUAAAAACAAUGUGUCCGGCUCCUUCCUUGAUAUCGGACUCGCUCUUGGCUUAAAAUCGGACCAAAUAAGUCAACUGACCAAUCAUCAAUCCAGUGGAAGCGCUAGGCUUCAAGCCAUCAUCUCUGAAGUAGAAAAAUCUGAUGGCAAGAGACAGACGCUCAUCAGAGUUCUCUUGGUGUGCGCAGACUUGAAUCUCUUGGGCGGUAUUCGGGAUGACUUGCCCUACUAGCCUGGUGAUAUGAUAUGGCAAUGUUGUUGUGUGAUUUGUAGGGUAGCUUGAUAUUGUGCCGUGUCAGUAAAGGUUUAGCUAACUUGCUUUCAAAUUUCAAGUUUGUAUUCAUGCAUCUUUUUUGUUAUAGGUGCAAAGAAUUUGGUAAAAUUGAUUUAUAAUUUAAUUAAUUAA